Molecule: messenger RNA, 912 nt
Organism: Laccaria bicolor S238N-H82
Lineage: Eukaryota; Fungi; Basidiomycota; Agaricomycetes; Agaricales; Hydnangiaceae
Exons: 5
Coding region: 1-912 (303 amino acids)
Source: RefSeq, a predicted model, not a curated record
AUGAAGUCUAUCCUUUUUACCGCUGCGUUGGCCGCACUCCAGGCUAGCGCCUCUGUCAUUGUUCCCCGUGACACCAAGUUCACCGACACGGACAUCUUGGUCUUUGCGCUGAAUCUUGAGCUCAUCGAGGUCAACUUCUACACCGGCGGUUUGGCAAAGUUCUCGCAACAGGACUUUACCAAUGCUGGUUUGCCAAGUGUGUAUCGUGGACGUGUCCAGCAGAUCCUCCAGCAUGAGCAGACGCAUGCUGCUACGAUACAAGGGUUAAUUGGCAAGAGCCCAGUCGUUCAUCCUUGCAAUUACACAUUCCCUUAUACCGACGCAUUGUCAUUUGCGAAUCUUGCAAAGACAAUUGAGGGAGUUGGCACAUCUGCCUAUAUCGGAGCAGCGCAAUUCAUCUCGGAGAAAGACUAUUUGAUCGUCGCUGAUAGUAUUUCGACAAUAGAAGCCCGCCAUGCAAGCUGGCUCGCCACUGAACUCACCCUUACUCCCUGGCCCGGAGCAUUUGACCGAGCUCUCACCUUUAACGAGGCGUUUACCCUGGCGUCCAACUUCAUUGUGCCAGGAUCUUGCCCCUCCAGCAACCCUCCUAUCGCGUUCAAGGCGAACCCUCAACUCGUCGUUCAAGAGACAAAUGUGACCACGGGCCAAACGAUUCACGUUUCCUUCAACAUUACCACUUCUCAGAGUACUCCUUUGUUUGCUGCCUUCCUUACUGGCGUGGCUCCCGUUGAAGUAUUUGGUACUUUCACCCGCACGGGGAAAGGUAGCGGCACUGUGACGGUCCCGAAAGGCCUUACGGGGCAGACGUAUCUUGUACUUACGACCACCAAAGUUCAGAGUUUCACAGACGUUGGGGUAGUUGCUGGGCCUGCCGUGUUGUUCUUUAACUUCCCUCCCAAUCCCAACUGA